AGUACUCUUCUCCUCUCUCUCUCUCUCUCUCUCUCUACUGUGAUCAGACAGAUUGAAUAAAUCAACCAAAACCCUCGUAAUUUCCAUCAAACUCUGGCAAUUUUACAACUAACCAAAGUAUACUAAUCUGUUUAGCAUCACAGAUAGAUACCUUCCAAACAGACAGAAUCAAUUGGUAUGUAAUUUAUUUUUUUUUCUUUUAAUCAAAUCUGUUUUUGUUUUGUAAUUGCCAUCAAUCAUGAAUUAUCCAAGUAGGAGGAAUUUGUAAACCUUGUUUGAUCCUUUUAAUUCUGAAGGUAUUUUAUUGGAUCAAAUAUAUAUAGGUUUGACCCUAAAGGAUCUGGUAUUGGUUUUUUGAUAAUUCCACUCAUGAUAAUUGAGAAGGUAUAAAUUUGGGAAAAUUUUGGGGGAUUUGUAUGAGAUGAGAUGAAUCCGGUAAUACGGAGUAGACCAGACGAAGAAGAGGUUGAAAGAAUGACAAAUUCUAUAGUGAUAGAUACUUCAUUUAGACUUGUGAAAGUUGUUUCAUAUCUGGUUAUAUUUGUGGCUGGAGCUAUUCUAGGUUUAACAGCAAGUUCACAUGUUAACCGGUACAUUACGGCUCAAACUGAUUUGUUUUAUGCAAGAGGAUCAGCACCAGCAUUUAGUCCUAAAGAAUUUUGUUUAAAUUGUUCAAUAGAGAGUGCUUCGAAACCAGAUACUUUAACUCAUACAAUGACUGAUGAAGAAUUGUUUUGGAGAGCUUCGAUGGUUCCACAAAAAGGAGGUUAUCCUUAUAAAAGAACACCUAAAGUGGCUUUUAUGUUUUUAACUCGCGGGCCUUUGCCACUUUCGCCGUUGUGGGAAAGGUUUUUUCAAGGUCACGAAGAGUUGUUUUCGAUUUAUAUUCAUACAGUUCCAGGUUACAAGCUUAAUGUAUCUGAGACGUCUGUUUUCUAUGGGCGCCAGAUUCCUAGUAAGGAUGUUCAAUGGGGAGGAAUAACACUAGCAGACGCAGAGAGACGUCUUUUAGCCAACGCUUUGCUUGAUUUUGCAAACGAGCGGUUUGUUCUUCUUUCAGAAAGUUGCAUUCCAGUGUACGACUUCGGUACUGUAUACAAAUACCUCGUUGAUUCUGCCCAUAGCUUUGUUGAUUCCUACGAUGAUCCAAGCCGUUAUGGGCGUGGGCGCUACAGCAGAAACAUGUAUCCAGAAAUCAAACUUCACCAAUGGCGGAAAGGAUCCCAGUGGUUUGAAAUGAACAGGUUCCUGGCUGUUUAUAUAAUCUCUGAUACAAAAUACUACUCCAUCUUUAGUAAGCACUGCCAUCCGUCUUGCUAUCCUGAUGAACAUUACGUGCCUACUUACCUGAAUAUGUUUUUUCAAACUGCAAACUCAAACCGAAGCGUAACUUGGGUAGAUUGGUCAAGAGGAGGCCCGCACCCAGCAACUUAUGGUGGGUCUGAUAUUACAGAAGGAUUCAUACAGUCUAUAAGGAAUAAUGGUACCAUUUGUUUGUAUAAUUCAGAGAAGACAUCCCUUUGUUACCUGUUUGCGAGAAAGUUUGCGCCAAGUGCAUUGGAGCCUCUACUGAAUCUUACUUCAACAGUAACGAGAUUUUGAAAAUUCUUUCCAUCUCUAGAAGAUUUUAAUGAUUUUCGUGUUUUGUUCGAUUCGUCUGAUUUGCACCUGCUUUUCUCCUUUUGUUAUAGUUGAGGGUGUCUAGGAAUCUUAGAACAGAGUCUUCUCUUUUCUUUCUUUUUCAUUUCUUUUUAAAAUUAGAUUCAAUGUUAGUCACCCUGCACUCUCCUGCAGAGUUCUUAUAGGAUAGAAAACACCCACAGAGAAUUUUGCCUUGAAAAGACAUCCAAAAUGAUUUCCUAGCUAGUUGGUCUCAUCAGCUAAAGAAAAAGCAGUGUAUCACUUUUUUUCUUUUUUUUUCCCCUCAUCCAACCUGUAUAUGCAUUCAGUAGUUUGACUUGCUGUGAAUUUUGAGGGUAUUUAAAGUCCUGAAAUUUGGCAUCCCAUUUUCUGCUGCAUCUUUCAUCCUCAAUCUGGUACCGGGUGCACCCAAGUCACCGCUGUCUUCUUACGGAUAGCAAAAUGGUCCAAGUCAAGGACAUAACCAUUGAUGGUCCAAGCUCAUCAUUUGGCAAAUUGAAAGCCAUGGUUUGAGGACCCUUGAAAAAGAAUCAGAAAGUACAAAAAACAACUCAUAGGGGCGGCAAGUUCUGGUAGAAGGGCGGCAAGUGUGAUAGCAAUGUCCCUCUAAUUGGUUAGGGGAUGUCCUAUAGGUAUAAAUUGACUAGAUUACCCUUUUUGCUUUAAAUGGACUAAUUUGUCCCUCUUUUUAAAUUGAAAAGAUUGAUUUGUCCUCUAUCAUAUUUAAACCUAACUAGAAGAGAAAUCAAAAUCAGUUUUUUUA
Messenger RNA from Papaver somniferum (opium poppy), 2404 nucleotides. RefSeq lists its product as uncharacterized. The transcript has 2 exons. Gene Ontology annotation, molecular function: glycosyltransferase activity. The record is from RefSeq and is a predicted model, not a curated record. Bases 427 to 1602 code for a protein of 391 amino acids. Gene Ontology annotation, cellular component: membrane. NCBI's taxonomy places the organism in Eukaryota, Viridiplantae, Streptophyta, Magnoliopsida, Ranunculales, Papaveraceae.